This is a messenger RNA of Ficedula albicollis (Collared flycatcher), 671 nucleotides long. RefSeq lists its product as uncharacterized. The transcript is spliced from 2 exons. The coding region runs from base 30 to 662 and encodes 210 amino acids. Lineage: Eukaryota; Metazoa; Chordata; Aves; Passeriformes; Muscicapidae. The record is from RefSeq and is a predicted model, not a curated record.
AGUGCCGCCCUCGCCCGCGCGGUGGCAGCAUGGCCAGCCGGGUCCGGGCCGUGCGUGUCCGAGCGAUGUGUGUCCCAGCGGUGUCUGUCCGAGAGGUGCGUGUCCGAGCGAUGUGUGUCCCAGCGGUGUCUGUCCGAGAGGUGCGUGUCCGAGCGAUGUGUGUCCCAGCGGUGUCUGUCCGAGAGGUGCGUGUCCGAGCGAUGUGUGUCCCAGCGGUGUCUGUCCGAGAGGUGCGUGUCCGAGCGAUGUGUGUCCCAGCGGUGUCUGUCCGAGAGGUGCGUGUCCGAGCGAUGUGUGUCCCAGCGGUGUCUGUCCGAGAGGUGCGUGUCCGAGCGAUGUGUGUCCCAGCGGUGUCUGUCCGAGAGGUGCGUGUCCGAGCGAUGUGUGUCCCAGCGGUGUCUGUCCGAGAGGUGCGUGUCCGAGCGAUGUGUGUCCCAGCGGUGUCUGUCCGAGAGGUGCGUGUCCGAGCGAUGUGUGUCCCAGCGGUGUCUGUCCGAGAGGUGCGUGUCCGAGCGAUGUGUGUCCCAGCGGUGUCUGUCCGAGAGGUGCGUGUCCGAGCGAUGUGUGUCCCAGCGGUGUCUGUCCGAGAGGUGCGUGUCCGAGCGAUGUGUGUCCCAGCGGUGUCUGUCCGAGAGGUGCGUGUCCGAGCCAUGUCCGAGUGAUGUCUGUCC